AUGGCGGGGCCGCCCGCCCGCCCGCCCGCCCGCGCGCCGCCCUCGGAUCCCGCCCGGGGCCGCGCAGCCCCCGCCCGCGAAGGGCAGAGCCAAGCCGAGCGGGGACCCCGGGCCCCACCUUUCCCGCCCGGGACGAGGCCCCGACCACUUGGUGGUUGCCGCCGGCCAGCGGGCCCGGGUCCCCUCCGCGGGGAGACACAAGUGCGACCGACGUGGGCCGUGUCUGCCCGCUCGGGUCGCGGGGCGGGGCGGGCCGCCCUGGGAGGGGAUGAGGCCGGGGCCAGCGACAGCCUUCCCCAGCCGUGCACCCCCGCCCUGGCCUCCUGCCGCCCCCCCUGCCAUGUGGGCAAAGGCCGCAGAGACCGCCAGGCCGCCAGGCCAGAUGCCUCGCUGGCACAAAUGGAGCAACGCAAUAAGUGGGCACCCCCGGUGGAGGACCCAGAGAUGCCCGCUGCGUGGCACGGGGCACCCGGCCUCACGUCCUGCCAGGAGCAGCCCCCCACCCCGGUGCUCCCCACACACAUCAGCGGUGUGGGCCGCGUGCAGGGAGGGGGCUCCGGCCCUCCGCAGCCCCAGGAGGGGCCUGGGGUCUCCUGCCUGCCUCCCGCGCAGGCUGCUCCCUUCACCCAGAGACACUGA
Molecule: messenger RNA, 639 nt
Organism: Canis lupus familiaris (dog)
Lineage: Eukaryota; Metazoa; Chordata; Mammalia; Carnivora; Canidae
Product: proline-rich protein HaeIII subfamily 1-like
Exons: 3
Coding region: 1-639 (212 amino acids)
Source: RefSeq, a predicted model, not a curated record